AUGACGAUUUCCAGCAACGAAGCUGUGAGCCCUAGCGGUUCGCAGCCUGUUGACUCUCCUUCCAAGACCACCGUUUCAGCAAAGAAGCGGAAGCUAGAAGAGUUCACGUCUGCGCCAAACGAUUCCAAUGCGUCACAAGCAGGUUCUCCCGCUCCCAGCAAUGCCUCCGUGCCGUCCCCAGCCAAGCAUCGCCGACCGCCACUCGACUUCAAGACAGGGAAACCAGUGGGCGACAAACCUCGCCGACCACCACUCAAUUUCAGGACUGGCAAGCCCGUAACGGAACCGAUCAAGGGACAGCCAAAGUUCUCAACUGAAAAGGGCUCCUCGCCAGUCAAAUCGCCAGCGAAACCGCCAGCCAAGUCACCAGCGAAAGCCUCGCCCACGAAGGCAACACCCACAAAGGCAACGCCCACAAAGAGACCAGUGGGGAGGCCGAGGAAAACGCCAAUCCCGAUAAAAAGAGUGGAAGAAGGCGACGACGAUAACGAAGAUGUGCUAUCGGCGACUGAGAAUUUUGGGACGCCGUCUAAGAGCACGGGGAAGCGACUCUGGGGUCCAACAGCAGCUUCCGCCACGCCCCGAGGGAUUCUGACACCUUCGAAGAAUCGGGUAGUGACGCCCAAAAGCGUUAAAUUUGAUAAGCAAAUUGGCACAGAGCUGUUUUUCGCGGAUCUACCAAGCAAAGGGACGCCGGCGUCCACUAAACCCCAGCAUGAAGCUGAACCGGCGGCUGAUAUCGUCUGCGGCGUGUGCCGCAAGCCACAAUCGAAACCACCGAACGAGAUCAUUCUCUGCGAUAAUUGUGACUAUGCUGUCCACCAGCUCUGUUGCGGUGUUGAGGAGAUACCCGAGGGCGACUGGCUGUGUAGAAGUUGUUCGCAAGAAGAUGCUAUCAACACUACACCAAAAGCAAGUGCCCCAUGGGCAUUGAAAGCCACGGUGGCACCAGUGCCCACAGCUCCAGUUGAACUGCCAGAUAUCCCGAAUCUGGAGCAACAUGUGCGGUCAUUGCAGCGCGUUCUCCUGGACCGGUGCCUGGGUCAACGGAGGAUCGAAAUGUUUGGGCUGCACGAGGUACGCGAGAAAUGCCACCAGAUGAUCGAGCAGACCGUGGUAGCUGGUGAGGGCAACUCCAUGCUGCUCAUCGGCGCCAGAGGCAGCGGCAAGACGACCAUGUUGGAGAAUGUAAUUGACGACAUCCACGAGGAGCACAGUAGCGACUUUCACGUGGUACGACUAAACGGCUUUAUACACACUGACGACAAGCUCGCAUUGAAGGAGAUCUGGCGUCAGUUGGGGAAGGAGAUGGAUGUGGAAGAUGACCUGAUGAACAGGACAAACUACGCCGAUACCAUGGCGUCGCUUCUAGCCCUGCUUUCUCAUCCGUCAGAGAUUCUAGGCACCGACGAGGGCGUCACAUCCCAGUCCAUCAUUUUUGUCAUUGACGAGUUCGACAUGUUCGCAGCGCAUCCCCGACAGACGCUACUAUACAACCUUUUCGACGUAGCACAGUCUCGAAAGGCGCCCAUCGCAGUAUUGGGUUGCACAACACGGCUUAAUGUGGUUGAGAUGCUCGAGAAGAGAGUCAAGAGUCGCUUCAGCCACCGCUACGUCUACCUCACCAUGCCUCGGUCAUUGCCAGCAUACUGGCAGGUGUGCAAGCAGGGAUUGCUUAUCGAGGAGAAGGAUGCGAGCAAGGAGGGCCUUGACGUGGACCUAGAUGGAUAUGCGCAAUUCCACCAGUACUGGAACGCGAAGAUCGAAGGCAUGUACAAGCUCCACGCCUUCCAGGAGUUGCUGCAAUAUCACUACUACACGAACAAGUCGCCGUCAGCUUUCUGCAACGAAUGGGUGCUCCCUUUGGCAUCACUGUCGACGACGAAUCUAAACCUCGAGAUCCCGUCCAUCGCCUCGCAACUGACAUCCCUGAGCUCGCCCGAGUCGAAAUUAAAUCUGCUUCCGGCUUUGUCGGACCUUGAUCUAGGCUUGCUUAUCGCUGCGGCCCGUCUGGACAUUGUUGCUCAUACAGACACGGUCAACUUUGCAAUGGCCUAUGACGAAUACACUUCACUCGUGGGCCGGCAGCGCAUCCAGUCUGCUUCGUCGGGAAUGCUGGCGGUGGGAGGCGGUGUCCGCGUGUGGAGCCGUGGUGUCGCGGGCAUUGCGUGGGAGAGACUGAUCAGCCUGGGCUUGCUCGUCCCUUCUGGAAUCAACGGAGGCAAGGGCAUGGCACAUGGAAGCCUAGAGGGGCGGAUGUGGAAGGUUGAUGUAGCGUUGGAGGAGAUACCCCUCGGUGUGAAGCUGAGCAAUGUGCUGGCCAAGUGGUGCAAGGAGCUUCCCCGCCGCCUCCUCCAUCUCCUCACCCUCCUCGUCCUCCUCCUCGCCGUCACCCUGGCUUCACGCGCCUUUCCCCGUCUGUCCUCUGUCGUCAAUCACUUCAGACCACCCACUUUCCAGUCGUUUCUGCCCAUUCGCUCUGUCACGACAAGUACCAUGGCCAGCGCCAAGUUCAAGCAGCCGCCGCAGGCGCCACCACUCUUCACUCACACGGCCGAGUCCAUCAUCAGCGAGACCGAGCGACUGAAUGCUGAGUACAAGAAGGACCUUGACGACAUUGUAGCAAAGGUCAAGCCUGAGAAUGCCACCUUCAAGAACACCAUUGGCCCCAUUCUCGUGGACGACGACGGUUCGGCUGUCCUCCGUCGAGUCCUCAACUUCUACCAGCACACCAGCCCCGAUGCGAAGCUGCGCGAUGCGUCGACCAAGGCGGACGACAUUACGAGCGACUUUGAUAUCGAGUGCAAGAUGCGCCAGGACGUCUUUGACGUUGUCGAGGCGGCCUUCAACCAGCGCGAGUCUGAGAAGCUGGACAACGAGUCCCUGCGCGUGCUGGAGAAGGAGCGUAAGAGGUACGUCCGCAAUGGACUGCUGAUUCCCGACGGCCCCAAGAGGGACCGUUUCAAGGAAGUGCAGAAGCGCCUGGCGCAGCUCUGCAUCCAGUGCCAGAAGAACCUGAACGAGGACAAGAGUGCUAUCUGGUUCACUCCUGAAGAGCUGGAUGGUGUACCAGAGGACGACAUCAACAUUGCCGAUCUCGAGAAAGGCACGGGCGAGAAUGAGGGCAAGGUCAAGUUGACCUUCAAAUACACUCACUUCUUCCCUGUUGUCAAGUACGCCAAGAACGCGGAGACGAGGUCGCGCUACGUAAUCGAAGAUGCCAACAAGGCCAACCACAACGUGCCGCUCUUCCAAGAGAUCCUCGAGCUGCGCGAUGAAGCUGCCCGCUUGCUCGGGUACCCAAAUCACGCGAGCGUGAACAUUGAGGAGAAGAUGGCCAAGUCGCCGGCCAAGGUCAAUGAGUUCUUGGGCGAUCUCAGGACCAGACUGGCCGAGGGUGGCAAGAAGGAUGCCGCUGCUCUGCUCGAGUACAAGAAGAAGGACUACGCCGAACGUGGGGAGGAGUUUGACGGCAACUUCUACAUGUGGGACACAUCCUUCUACUCUCGCAUCAUGAAGGAGAAGGAGUACAAUGUCGACGAGAUCAAGAUCUCACAGUACUUCCCAGUCGAAUCAACCUUUAACGGUAUGCUCAAGAUCUUUGAAGAGAUCUUUGGUCUGCUCUUUGUCGAGGUCACGGGAGAAGACCGCAAACAAAUCAGCAAGACGGGCAAGGCCGAGGACAUUGUUUGGCACGACGAGGUCCGCCUGUACUCUGUCUGGAACGACGAGGCCGAUGGCGGUGAAUUUGUUGGCUACCUCUACAUCGACCUGCACCCCCGCGAGGGCAAGUACUCUCACAACGCCAACUUCAACCUGGAGCCUGGCUACGUUCGCACGGACGGAUCGCGCAAUUACCCUGCGACCGCGUUGGUCUGCAACUUUAGCAAACCAUCGGGCAAAAAGCCCUCUUUGCUCAAGCAUAAUGAGGUGGUGACGCUCUUCCACGAGCUGGGCCACGGUAUCCACGACCUUGUUGGCCGCACCCAGUACAGCUACUUCCACGGCACGAGCGUGGUGGGUGACUUUGUCGAGGCACCCUCCCAGAUGCUGGAGAACUGGUGCUGGACACCGUCCGUGCUCAAGUCGCUGUCGCGCCACUGGGAGUCUGGCGAGACGAUCCCCGACGACCUGGUGUCGAAGCUCAUUGCGACAAAGAACCUCAACUCGGCCACGUCGAACCUGGCGCAGGUGCUGAUUGGCACCUUUGACAUGACAAUUCACAGCCCCGAGUCGCACGAGGCUAUCAAAAAGAUGGACGCUGGCAGACUAUGGAACCAGCUCCGUCACGACAUUUCGGGCAUCAAGGGUCCAGAGGACAUUGGCAAGGGAUAUAACUGGGGUAAUCGCCAUGCCAACAUCGGCCACUUCAUCGGUGGCUACGACGCUGGUUACUACGGCUAUCUCUGGUCCGAGGUAUUCUCUACCGACAUGUUCCACACGCAUUUCAAGGCGAAUCCCAUGGACAAGGAGCAAGGUCGUCGGUACCGCAAGGUCGUGCUGGAGAAGGGCGGUGCCCAGGACGAGAUGGAGUUCCUGACAGAGUUCCUGGGUCGGGCUCCCAGUACAGAACCCUUCUAUCGCGAGCUGGGCUUGGCGUAA
Emericellopsis cladophorae is the source of this 4602-nucleotide messenger RNA. RefSeq names its product Saccharolysin-like protein. Bases 1 to 4602 code for a protein of 1533 amino acids. The record is from RefSeq and is a predicted model, not a curated record. Gene Ontology annotation, biological process: peptide metabolic process; proteolysis. The transcript has 3 exons. Gene Ontology annotation, molecular function: metalloendopeptidase activity; ATP hydrolysis activity. NCBI's taxonomy places the organism in Eukaryota, Fungi, Ascomycota, Sordariomycetes, Hypocreales, Bionectriaceae. Gene Ontology annotation, cellular component: mitochondrial intermembrane space.